This is a messenger RNA of Amoebophrya sp. A120, 3998 nucleotides long. NCBI's taxonomy places the organism in Eukaryota, Dinophyceae, Syndiniales, Amoebophryaceae. The record is from the annotation of a GenBank genome assembly.
AGCGUCUCCAUCCUUGCAUUUCUUUCGAGCAGCGGCUGCGGCAUUGAUGAAAGCAUCCGCAUCGAGGGUAUAAUUAGAAGCAGCAGCGGACAACUAAACAGGCGUUACACUUUCAACAACUGCAUCAGGGCUUCAUGAUUUCUAAUUGACAGUUACCAGAACUACCUUCACAAUCUUCACCUUCCUUGUUUUGAACUUCUUCAACCAAAAAAACGUCACAGGGCCCCCCGUAUUGAACCAAUAUUCCGAAAUCGUUUACCGACCUUAUUGAAGUGAGAACCCUUUCUCAGUCAGAUAGAGAUAUCGAUGAGAACAAACAGGCCUCACCCUAGUUUUGAAGAUUUCACGCUUCGUGUGCAGCAGGAGGACGGUUAUGAAAACCAUGUAAGUAUUAGAAGUGCUCUAGUAGAGGCAAAAGAAUCUGGGAAAGAAGCGACAGCGAGUGGCGCCACGACGAGAAUAAAACGAGAGUAAAUUCUAAGUUAACCCCCGUAUUUUUACUUGUUACUCCAAUCAACUUGACUUCCAAGAAGAGUUUUACUACUUUGGGAAUAAACUUCCAGAGGUAAAAAUGUUACAUGGAUGGUAGUUCAUCUUGUACACGAGAUCAUACGACAAGAGCAUUUUUAUACUUUUUUCAAGCCUUGUUAGGGGCACUGACAGUCUUCGUGUCGUUGCUUUAUACCAACUUUGAUAGUGUUGCACGGCUCUUGUUCUUAUCCACUUUGAUUUUGGCGGGUAGUGUAGUCGUAGUCAGAUAGGAACAAAAAGGAAAUGCGUUUAGGCUGAAAGUAGAUCACAUGACGUAUUGAGUAUAGCUCCUUUACCUUUACGAGUACGUCGCUCUUUCACACGCAUUUUUUGGGUGUUUUCUUUUUUAUAAUAUACUUACAACGGCCGUGCGUUGCUGGUAGGUCUCACUGCUAGUAGCGUACGAGACCCCCAAAGAGAGAUUUUUUUGUAUUUGAUAGACUUGGGGACCUGGUAUUCAGGUCGUUCAAGCCUGCUGUAGAAAACUUUUGAUUUUUUGAAAAGAAAUUGAACGCCUUGCCUCCAGCGUCAAAACACCAUCACACUGUAGAACGUACUAGGGGUUUUGUCUGCAAAACGGAUCAUGGCCAGCACCUACUAGUGUGAUUGAAGUUUCUGAAUCGUCGAAGGGUGUCAAAGUAUACCUUGUGCAGCCCGCACUGGAAGCAGGAACAUCCAGGAAAAGGCGUAGUAGACGACGUCCAUCUGCUUCUGAGUACAACAUCUUUGGACAACUAGACCAGAACAACGCAAGCGGGGCCCCUGGCGCCAGCGGUACCGCCGUCGUGCAGGCCGCGGCAAGAAACAAUUACAGGGCAGUUGUUUCAUCUUUGCUAACAGGCCCGGAGUAGCAGAGGAACUUCUGCUUUUCUACUCUUCUUGUCCUUCCACCAACAUGAACCGGAGGCAGCGAUCUGGGCGGGACUCGGACGAGGGAGCCCCACCCUACAUCCCGGCCGCGGGCCAACCGUCGGAUAGGCGGAUGGUGACGGAAAUUUUCAACGGGUUGGCGAUCACGGAUCUAGCCGGGCUGUACAAUCAGCACGAGAUUCUGGAAAAGUACGAGGCCUCCUGUGUCAUGCUCGUCUCUCUCGCGGACCACCAGCUCCCGGAGUACUUGAAGACGGCUACACGGUACAACGAGGAUACGGGAAAGGAGGAACUAGCGCUCGACUUGUUCCGGUUACGAACGAGGAUAACGCUGCAAAAUUUGGAAAUCGAACCGUUAGACGCGGUAUCAAAUGUAAAAAUGUCUGGUUCUGGAAAAUUUUGAGACUUGUCAUGCACGUUUUGCAUGAGCCAUGGGGUCUGGAAUGCGAGACCUAGCAUGACAGAUUCUGUGAGAUCCGUAUCAUGCUCGUCCUGCGUGAGAAACUUCCUCUCAACUUGGUAAAAAGUGGACAGCUUUUGGCAUUCAUGCAACACAGAUUUUUGCACAAUCCAGAAUUAGCAUUACAAGUUGCAACUUUCCAGACCCAGACAUUUUUACAAUGCAUACGCGGAAACGGACAGCAACAAACCAGCCACGUCGUUGGGCAUCCAGGUGGCGUAUCCUGUGCAAAAGUAUCGUACUCGUAGUAAUCGCAGUCAUGCAUUACAAAUCUUCACCCCAUCAAGGCAAAACAGCAUGACAGAUUCCAUUUGUAAUGCUGAGCUAAUUUGUAUUGCAAUUACUACUAGUGCGAUACUUUUGCAGUUCAUAUGGCGCAGAUACGGGUCGGGGGUUUGUUCGAAACGGACCCAGAAACGGGGGAGUACCUGAAGCCAGAAACGGUGCAGCCGGGGCGCUUUCACGACGUCGAGGUGACCAUGCCUUUGCCAGAGGACCAGGGAUUGGAAGCGGGUGCAACAGCAAGCAACAUGAACAGAAAAAACAACCACAAAACCGCGGAAGGGGCGGGGGCAGGUAGAAAUUCAGUACGUACUUGCUGUUGUAAAGCUAAAGACUGUUGUUCUCUGCGUGCGAUGUAGUUUUUGUUUUAUCGAGGAUAUCGUAUAUUGUGUUUGACAAUUGACUGUGCUUCAAAACUUCCACUAAUAUUGAUGUUGAACAAAGAACAUCAAGCUGCGUACAAGAAGUCCAAGUGAUCUGAACUGAAAGUACCGUGCACCUUCAUUCCCUUUCAUCUUUCAGGUGUGAAGGGUCAGCCGCUCGCCGACUUAGACGAAGAGGAUGAAUACGACGACGACGUCGACAACAACGCGGUUCCCUCCCCGGAUGGGGCGACCCCCAACCGGUGCCGGUCCCGCCAGUGGUCCGGGGAAGUGAGUCACGCGAGCAGUCGGGGCACGAGGUCCUCCGGCACCGCAACGAGCCGGGGCAGCUCGCGCGAGGGCAACGCCGCCUUUCCCUACAUUCUCUACCGCACGGCCAAGGGCCCGCACAUGACACAGGCGUCGCUACAGCGGCUGGGCGUGUUGCUGGAGGUGAUGGAGGACUGCGUCUUGUGGCUGAAGAACAAGAUCGGCGACUGUGCCACCUGCCGCGAGGAGAUCCAAAAAGCGGUGAUUGUCUGCCCCACGGGCGCCUUGCAGGCCCCGGUGGUCGCGAUCUGCUUUCUGAUGCGGUACCGCAGUCUGACGCUGUUGGAAGCCUUCGACAUGGUCUACCGGUCCCGCGAGGGGCAGGGCUGCUGGCCGACGCCGUUCGCGAUGCUGCUGUUGAUUGCGUUCGAGAAGAGCCUGUUCCGCAACAAUUUGACCGCCGACGCCCAGAGGCAGUUCGAGCCGACCUAUCCAAUGCAACUACGUCUAGGUCUGGAAAGAAGAAGAUGCAGACGUUUAUUGUCAUGCAGGUCGUGCAUGGUAGCAGACGAAGUCUGGAUCAUCUGGAAAAAUGCAGGGCCAAGCAUCUUCAUCACAGGUUCACUUUUAGCAGUGUCUAUGGAAAAAUGUCUAUCUUGCUGCAUCAGUAGAAAUUGCCUGAUACUAUAAUCAUCCGAAAAAAUGUUUUCAUGCAAAGCAGAUUUCUGUGUGACCCGCAACUACAACUAGAACUACGAGCGUCACAAGUUUCUUGCACUGUCCACCCAGACUCAGAGAACAUGUUUGCAAUGCAUACGACCCUGGACUACACCAUGUAUGUGGACUGCACGCUGUACGCCCCGAGGGAACUGGACACGCUGCUCCGGCUGGAGGCGAAGGUAAUAAAAGCAAAACAGGGGAUUGCCAUCGACAGCGAGGGGAAUCUUGUCAUACCGCCGAGCUCGAGCAGCAUAGGAAACGCAACGCUGCUCACCGAUGGUCACGCGACGAUUGAUCCGGCCAGCAACGGUGCACCACAGGGUGGCUCCAGUGCCAGCGGAGAUAACAGUCCGACCAGCAUAAAGCCGAAUGAGUUUGUGCGGAACCAACCACUGUCUGCGAUUCCGGACCAGCACGGGAGGUUGCAGGUGCGGGAGCGUACGGUCACCUCGGACGGGGCCAGUAGUGGGGGAAAUGCGUACGUGGUCGGGGGUGAUCUGUGA